Molecule: messenger RNA, 7036 nt
Organism: Oncorhynchus tshawytscha (Chinook salmon)
Lineage: Eukaryota; Metazoa; Chordata; Actinopteri; Salmoniformes; Salmonidae
Product: nuclear receptor coactivator 3
Exons: 22
Coding region: 1563-6110 (1515 amino acids)
Biological process (GO): cellular response to hormone stimulus; positive regulation of transcription by RNA polymerase II
Cellular component (GO): nucleus
Molecular function (GO): protein dimerization activity; nuclear receptor binding
Source: RefSeq, a predicted model, not a curated record
AUCACACGGCUGUUGGGAUGGUUAACUGUUUUGGUGGACUAUCGUUUGUUGUAGAAGUAGUUCAAAUGUUUACUUUUUGCUUAUCUGUUGUGGAACACGUUUUUUUUCUUUUUGCUCAUCUGUUCUGGAACACAACAUUCUUUCUGAUCCCAAUGGCCAGACCAUAGAAAUUGAGCAACUCGAACGGACACAGUAAUUUAGAGCGAAGGUCCAUUGCUUUGGGAGCCAUUUUGGAUUUGUCAUAUUGAAUUUCAAUGGUACAGGUUUAAGCAAGAGAAAGCAGGGGGUGGGAGAUGUAGAGAGGUAAAAAGAGGGAAGAGCGAGGGAGAGCAGAUUUAGAGGUAGAGAGAGAGAGAACGGUGGAGAGAGAGAAAGGUGGAGAGAGAGAAAGGUGGAGAUAGAGAAAGGAGUGAGAGGCUGAGAUGGAAAGGUGGAGAGUGAGCGAGAAAGAAGCUGCUGGGGAGACAGCAGGAGAAAUCAAAUUAUUCCCCCUGCUCUGCCUCCCAUCGAGACAGAAAAAAGCAUUUAUCUGUACCCUAGUCUGCAGGUGACAGCAACACACACACACACACACACACACACACACACACACAGGAGGCGGGGAGGCAGGGGAUGGAUGAUUAUGGAGAAGAGAGGGAUAGUGGUGGUGUAGGAAGAGGUGGGGUUGAGUAAGAUUAUGUCUAUAGUACAGAGGUGGUAUUGAGAGAGGAGGGGAGGAGAUGAGUAAAUCAGGGCAGGAGAGGGAGGAGAGAAGGAUAUUAUUUAGAGGAGAGGAGGUGGAUAGGGAGGAGACAAGAAUGGUUAUGGAAAGGAGAGGGUAGAGAAGAGGAGUGGGGGAUCUGCAGGUGAGUCUGGGAUUCUGCUGCAUCAUGUCACACUGACUUAGAUCAGCAGGAAGACUCCUCUACCCAUGAUGCCUCAGUCAGCCCUGUAUAUCAACCAUUCUCUAGUAUCGACCCAAUGCAUUAUGUAUUAUGAAUUCUUCCUAACUUUGUCCCAACGUGGGCUAAUUACAGUGGAGGUCACCAACCUGACUACAGCCAGUCAUUGACUACGUCAGCAUGGCUGUAGACUGCAGGUCUGUCUGUUGUGUUCCUACUGGAGUUUUACAUGAUCUGGCCAGCCCGCGCUGCUCUUCUGUUUUGUCAACAGAGAUUAUGAAAAUGGGGCUGGCUGUCUCUGUCUGUAUCACCUAGCCUCACAACUCCCUGCCCCCGCUAACCACAAACCACCGCACCGCCCCCUGCCCGCCCACCUGCCUGCUCGCCCCCUCUCGCACCUGAAAAACAAUGAGAAGAGAGACACUUAUCUGAAACAAGGAAGCCUCAGUCUGUCUCGUCUGUCUCUCCCAGCAUUAGGCUAGUUGUUAAAUGGACAGGGAACCAGUGGCCAUUAUUAACCCUCUCCUUGUUGCCAUGCCCAGGUCGCUCUGCGUUGACGGGCUCUCAUUUUCACUCAGAAAAUAAGAGGGACCCAAUUGAACUCUAAAAAGGAUGUGAAGUUCAAUGACGUUGGAUUUCAUAAUUUAUACUCUGCUGAAGAGGUGCUGAUAUGUGUACACGAUGAGCGGACUGGGGGACAACUCCAUGGAGCCUCUGAGCUCGGAAAACCGAAAACGCAAGCUCUCCACCUGCGACACGCCCGGUCUGGGGUGUGAGCGGAGACGGCGGGAGCAGGAGACUAAAUACAUCGAGGAGCUGGCCGAAUUGAUCUCUGCCAACCUCGGUGACAUCGACAGCUUCAACGUCAAGCCAGACAAGUGUGCCAUCCUCAAGGAGACGGUGCGCCAGAUCAGACAGAUAAAAGAGCAGGGCAAAGCGUCCUCCAAUGAUGACGAUGUACAGAAGUCGGACGUGUCCUCCACGGGACAGGGGGUCAUAGACAAAGACCACCUCGGGCCGCUUCUGCUUCAGGCCCUGGAUGGUUUUCUGUUUGUGGUGAACCGGGAGGGCAGCAUAGUGUUUGUGUCUGACAACGUGACCCAGUACCUGCAGUACAAACAGGAGGAGCUCAUCAACACUUCCGUCUACAACAUCCUCCAUGAGGACGACAGGGAGGAGUUCCACAAGAACCUGCCCAAGACCAAUGUUAAUGGAGUGUCCUGGGGUGGGGAGGCGCCACGUCAGAAGAGCCACACCUUCACCUGUCGCAUGCUGGUCAAGUUUGGCCACACCCACGGACCUGUGGAGGAGGGACCAGGAGGGCCACGCUACGAGACCAUGCAAUGCUUCGCCUUGACCCAGCCCAAGGCCAUGAUCGAAGAGGGGGAAGACCUGCAGUCGUGUAUGAUCUGUGUGGCCCGUCGUGUGACUGCUGUAGAGAGAACAGAGAGCUUCAACACCCGGCACGAGCUCUCAGGUAAGCUGAUCCAGAUAGACCAGAACUCGCUGCGUGCGUCAAUGCGUCCUGGCUGGGAGGAUCUGCUGAGGCGCUGUAUCCAGAUGUUCCUACAGCACAGUGACGGACAACCCUGGUCCCACAAACGCCAUUAUCACGAGGCUUUCCUACAGGGUCACGCUGAGACCCCCCUGUACCGUUUUUCUCUCUCGGACGGCACCCCUGUCACGGCCCAGACCAAGAGUAAGCUGUAUCGCCACCCCAUGAGCAACGAGGCCCAGGGCUUCAUAUCCACCCACCUGCUACAGAGGGAGCAGCAUGGCUAUCGCUCUGCCCAGGGCGGGGGCAUGAUGCCAGGGCCUAUGAGGCAGCAGGGCAUGGGGGGCCCCAACCCCAACGCCCAGAUGAACAUGCCCCCUGGUGGAGGUAUGGGGGGUAUGAACCGGGGCUACGGGCCCAUGAACGAACAGAGCCACAUGGGACAGAUGGGAGGGGGUUCAAUGUACGGAGGGAAUGGAGGUGGUGGUGGCGGCAGGGGAGGCAUGGGCAACAGAAUGAUGCAGAUGAAUCAGAUGAAUCAGUUGAACCAGAUGGGCCAGAUGAAUCAGAUGGGUCAUCAGAUGAACCACACAGGUCCAGGGAACCACCCUGGCAUGCAGCAACAUCAGCACCCCCAGCAGCCACAUCAGCAGCCCCCCUUCCAGAGCAGUGGGGGGUAUGGACUGGGGGGUAUGAACAGCCCCUUGGGGAGUCCCCGGAUGAUUGGCCCCCAGCAGGGGCUCCUGAUGUCCCCCCGAAACCGAGGCAGCCCCAAGAUGGGUGCCAGUCAGUAUUCACCUGGAGACAUGCACUCCCCCAUGGGCCCUCAUGGAGGAGGAGGUAGCACCUCUUUCUCCAGCAGCUCCCUCAACGCCCUGCAGGCCAUCAGCGAGGGGGUCGGGAGCUCCCUCCCCUCCACCCUCACCUCUCCCUCCCCGGCCAACAAACCAGACAGCUCCCCCAGCGUCCACUCCUCCUCUCAGUCCACCCAGCCCAGUCACCCUGCCAAAUCCGGCCCGGAUGACUCCAAAAGCCCAACAGGAGGCCUGGGUCCUGCGCCCAGCGUGCACCCCCUCCACCAACACCAUCACCACCACCCACACCACCAGUCCGAGAGCUCCGGAGACAGGUUGGACAGCCAGGCCCCGGCAGACAGCAAGGAGCCCAGAGAGGGGGCCAUCGAGGCUGGGGUGAGCUCAGAACCUACCCGGAGAGUCCCAGACGGUAAGGGCCAUAAGAAGCUGCUGCAGCUGCUGACCUCCCCCACUGAGGAGCUGGGGUUAGGGGGAACUGGCUCUGCCUUGCCCUCUAUACCUCCCCCACCAGGCAGCAGCAACACCCCAGCAGGGUCCGACACUAAGGACCCCACAGGAAGCAUUUCCAGCCCUUCCUCUACUGGAGUAUCCUCCUCUUCCUCAGCCUCCACCAAUCAGGGCCAGGCAUCGGGCACGGCUCUGGCCAAUGCUCUGGCCUCUGCCCACUACACGGCGUCGCUGCAGGAGAAGCACAAGAUCCUCCACAAGCUGCUGCAGAACAGCAACACACCUGAUGAGGUGGCCAAGAUCACAGCCGAGGCCACUGGCAAGGUGACCCUGGGUGGCCAGGAAGUCCCAGGGGAGGUGGGGGCUGGAGGAGCAGGAGGAGUGACAGAGCCUAAGGAAGAGCAGCACAGCCCCAAGAAGGAGAAGACCCACGCGCUCCUCCACUACCUCCUCAACAAGGAUGAUACUAAAGAGCCAGUGGAUGUGAAACCCAAGCCUGAGGAGCUGGAAGGAAAGGGGCCCCCAGGAGCCACUGCUGCCCCCCCACCCAGAGGCCCUGGCGCUGGACCCGGCCCAACAGCUGAACACCCAGAGAGCAAGAUCAAGUCAGAGCCGCCUGAUGAGUUGGACAACCUGGAGUCCAUCCUGGGAGGUUUGAGGGGUUCUGGCUCUGAGUUCUACCCCGAGCAGGGAGGAGGAGGAGGGAACAAGGCCCAGGGUUGCCUCGACGAGAACCUGCAAGGGAGUCCGGGGAUGGCCCCUGGCCCACGAGGGCCCUUCCAGAGGGCCAUGUCAGCAGACGCCAAGCCUGGAGUGGUGGGGAGGCGCCCCAUGCUCAUCAAACAAGAGAACAUGAUGGGCAGCCCAGAAGGAUACCCAGGGAACAUGGGUGUUUGUCCGCGAGGCGUUGGAACAAGGCCGAUGAACAGGGGCAUGGGGGUUUCCCAGCGCUCUCCCAUGGGGGGGUCAGGGGAUUGGGGGAUGCCCCGCUCCUGCGCCAGCCCCGUGGGCUCAGCCGGUCACCCCUCCAUGAGCCGUCCUGGCAUGGACUACAACUCCAAAGGCAUGAUGGGAGGGCCCAUGGUGGGAAGGUCCAACAGUGUUCCUGGCACCAGAUCCAUGCUGCAGCAACAGCUAAUGGACAUGGGAGGUUCUGGUGAGAUGGGGAUGAGUCCGUUCGGUCAGCAGGUCCAGCCCAACCAGUCUCCGUCCUGGUCUGACAGUGUGAUGGGUAUGGAGGGAAACCACAGCAGGCGUCAGUUUGGAAACGCCCUGGAUGAGCUCCUGGCUCCGCCCACCACCAGCGAGGGCCAGAGUGAUGAGCGGGCGCUGCUGGACCAGCUGGACUCUCUGCUCAACAACACGGACGGCAUCGCACUGGAGGAGAUCGACCGGGCCCUGGGCAUCCCCGACUUGGUCAGCCAGGGCCAGGGGCCAGAGCAGCAUGGUGAGCCCUUCCCCGGCCAGGAUCCUUCCAUAGUGCUGGAGCAGAAGCCUCUGUAUGGCCAGGGCUACCCCGGACCCCCCUCAAUGGCCAUGCAGUCAGCCUACGGGGGGAGCCCUAUGCAGGGCCAGCCCCAACAGGGGGGCUUCGGCCCCAUGCUCUCCCAGAUGGGCCCAGGGGGCAGCUUCCCAGGGAUGGGAGGCAUGGGGGGUAUGGGUCACCCCCGUGCUAACAUGAUGAGACCCAGGAUGAUGAGCGCCACCAAACCCAUGAGGCUCCAGCUGGCGCAGAGACUACAGGGCCAACAGUUUAUGAGUCAGACUCGGCAGGGGAUGGCCAUGAAGAUGGAGAACCCUGGAGCAGGCAACCCUGGCUUGAGGCCGGGUAUGCAGCCUAGCAUGGGAGGACAGCCUGGCUUCCUGAAUGCCCAGAUGAUGGCCCAGCGUAGCAGGGAGAUGGUGACCAUGCAGAUGAGGAGACAGAGGAUGAUGAUGCUAAUGCAACAGCAACAGCAGCAGGCGGCAGCAGUGGCUGCUGCAGGGGGGUUCAGCCCCCCUCCCAACGUCACCGCCCCCGCCGGCAUGGACACCCCUAUGGGAGGCCCCAACCUGGGCCCCCAGCAGUUUGGCUACGGGGGAAACUAUGGUAUGGCCCAGCAGGGUGACCCGUCGUUUGGCCCUGCGGGCAGCAGUCCCCCCAGCACCAUGAUGUCAGGACGCCUGGGUCCUCAGAAUCCCAUGAUGCAACAGCAUCCCCAGGGCGGACCCAUGUACCAGAGCACUGACAUGAAGGGCUGGUCGCAGGGAGGCAUGGCCCGUAACAGCUCGUACCCCCAGCAGCAGUUUUCCCAACAGGGCAACCCGGGGCAGCAGCAGUUUGUCCAAACAGGCAACCCAGGACAGUACGGGGGCAUGAUGAUGAAUGGGGGCAUGCCUUCCAAUGGAGGCGGGGGCCAUAUGGGGCAGAUGGGGAUGAACCCCAUGGUGAUGGGACGUAUGCCGAUGGGGCCUGAUCAGAAAUAUUGCUGAACCUGAGACAGACGAGUGUGGUGGAACAGAACAGACUCACUGUGAUCCUUUCAGAGAGAUGAGUGCAGUGAUGUGUGUGUGUGUGUGUGUGUGUGUGUGUGUGUGUGUGUGUGUGUGUGUGUGUGUGUGUGUGUGUGUGUGUGUGUGUGUGUGUGUGUGCGUGUGUGUGUGUGUGUAGUACUCUACUCCCACCAGUUGGGGGUGCUGCUCUCUGGACUCGAGGCAAGUGUUGGCAGUCUCACAGCUGGAGGAAAAUAGACAGAGGACACACUAUUCUACUCUCACUUCUUGUACAUGAGACAUGCUAUGACACACACCAACACACACACCCCAAAACAUCCAUGUAUCUAAAGACACACUGUGACACACAAACACACACACACAUACACAAACUGACGGAUCGAAAUUAGAAGACAUCCUCUCUCUCGUGGGAUGUGACUACCAUCAUGCCAAGUUCACCCCUGGCCGUGGGAAUUCUCUCUCUGCUUUGGAACGCUAUGAGAGAAGACAGUGUUUCCUAGUUCUGGUCCUGGAGGACCACCGUGUAUGCAGACCAUACAUCCCAUCCAGUCUCUGAAUCCACACUUAAUGAAUGAUAUAUAUAGUCCAUUGUUGGAGAAGGUGGGAGUUGAUUGUAAUCACUGAUACAUGGUCAGCUAUUUUCACAUCCUCCUAAUGAUUAAGAUUAGGGAACCCUGAUCCUAGAUCUGUGGUUAGGGGCAACUUCUACCUCUAUAAGCUAUAUUACUAUACUGAUGAGCAGACAUGUAGUCAAUAGCAUAUAGUCAAUUCAGAAGUACAACACCAGUCAAAAGUUUGGACACACCUACUCAUUCCAGGGUUUUUCUUUAUUUAACACUCUUUUCUGCAUUGUAGAACAAUAGUGAAGACAUCAAAACUAUGAAAUAACACAUAUUGAAUCAUGG